AUGCGUUUCUUCCUCACGCUCUCUUCAUUUGUUGUGUCGGUGCUAGCUGCGAGCCGUACUACUGCACCUUCUGGUGCCAUUACUGUCGGGUCUGGUGGCAAGUUUACAACAAUUCAAGCCGCUAUAAAUUCUCUCAGUACGACUUCCACCACGGCACAAAGCCUAUUUAUCCUUGCUGGGACCUACAAUGAGCAAGUUAUCAUUCCGGCAAGAAAAGCGGUUCUCAGUAUCUAUGGCUAUACCAAAGAUACAACCUCGUACACUGGCAAUGUAGUCAACAUUCAGCAUAGCUCAAGUCUGCUUAGUGGUGCCGCUAAUGACCAGGCUACGGGUACCGUUCAAAACAACGCAGCAAGCACCAAAUUCUAUAACAUCAACAUCAAGAAUACUUACGGAAAAGGAUCUCAGGCCAUUGCAUUAGCCGCUUACGGAGACCAGCAAGGAUAUUAUGGUGUUGGUCUUUACGGUUACCAAGAUACUCUGCUCGCCAAUACCGGAAACCAAGUCUAUGCAAAAUGUUACAUUGAAGGAGCUGUCGAUUUUAUCUUCGGUCAACACGCAAGAAUCUGGAUUGAUAGUUCAGCAAUCGCUGUAUCUGCGUCCGGCGGAGCUAUCACAGCCAAUGGAAGGGCUACUGCUGAUGAUGUCUCCUACUAUGUCAUUAACAAGUCCACUGUUGCUGGUACUUCCAGUUCUGUUACAUCUGGCUCCGUGUACCUCGGACGGCCAUGGACCCAAUAUGCUAGGGUCUGCUUCCAGAAUACGAGCUUAGGAGCCAUCAUCAACAAGGCAGGCUGGGAAGUAUGGAGCACAUCUGAAGCUAGAACGGGAAACGUUCUUUUCGAAGAGUACAACAACAGCGGAACCGGUGCUUCUGGAACUAGAGCUAGCUUCGCGACCAAGCGAAGCACUGCACUUUCGAUAAGCACUCUUCUGGGAAGCACAUAUACCAGCUGGGUUGAUACAACCUAUUUGGGUUAG
This is a messenger RNA of Glarea lozoyensis ATCC 20868, 981 nucleotides long. Its product is annotated as Pectin lyase-like protein. Gene Ontology annotation, biological process: cell wall modification. Bases 1 to 981 code for a protein of 326 amino acids. The transcript has 2 exons. Gene Ontology annotation, molecular function: pectinesterase activity. NCBI's taxonomy places the organism in Eukaryota, Fungi, Ascomycota, Leotiomycetes, Helotiales, Helotiaceae. The record is from RefSeq and is a predicted model, not a curated record.